GAGCCACUGAAGUAGAUUCCCGAGCUUGGGCAUUGGCCCAUGUUCCAAGGUAACAAGUUUGGUACUGUUACGUGGGGAAUGAAUCUGAAAUCUGAAGCUGUCAGUCAAUUUCGUCUCCCACUCGCGUCAUUCCCUCUUCCCUCUCUCUUAUAAACCUUUGGCCCUCCUGGACAACCAAAUCUUCUUCUCCUUCCUCUCUUUCAUCCUAAAUCCCCAAUUUCACCUACUCUCAACCAUCAUCGCCUCGUUUUUAAUCAUAACCACAACCUGACUACCAGCGUCGUUGCCAUGGCCACCCUUCACUAUCUCCCUCCUGUCAAGCCUUCUGCGAUUGCCCUGGGCAUCGUCUUCAACCAAGUCAGCUCUGCAGCUGUAUUGGCCCCUCUCUUUGGUGACACCUAUCACCGCGCCAAGGCCGCCGACAGCAAGGAGGAGUUCUUCAAGUCCAAGGAGACUGCCACCGCUGCCGCCAGCUGGGGUAGCAGCAUCGUGGGAUCUGCCAUCCAAACCUAUGGUGUCGCCGCCCUAAUCAACUCGACCGGUACUCUUAGCUACAAGGGAGCUGCUUACCUCGGCAGUCUGAUCUUUUUCGCCUCCUACUCUCCAUCUCUGGUCUCUGCUCUCGUUGUUGAGAACCGUCCCAUUGACACUGUCGCCGUUGGCGUUCUGUCCCGCAUCUUCGAGACCGUGGGUCUGAGCGUCUUCCUCACCUACUGGGGAACCCGAACCAACCCCUUUGACUAAACGGCUGGCUCUCUCUAGGCGUCCCUAGCCAAGAAACGAUUUGACACAAUUGCAAAGGUUGCAGAUCAUGGGCGGAGAGGAAUGUCAUUCGACGUUGAUGCUCGAGGGCGAUGGAAAUGGUCCCGAGUCAACAAUUCGGGCGUCAUUGGAGCUCGCUUCUACUUCUCGUGAAAUCUCAACACUGUAUCCAUAAAUCACAUACUGAAUUCAAAUCAUAAUUGUACAACCCAA
This is a messenger RNA of Exophiala mesophila, 975 nucleotides long. RefSeq lists its product as uncharacterized. The transcript has 3 exons. NCBI's taxonomy places the organism in Eukaryota, Fungi, Ascomycota, Eurotiomycetes, Chaetothyriales, Herpotrichiellaceae. The record is from RefSeq and is a predicted model, not a curated record. The coding region runs from base 289 to 744 and encodes 151 amino acids.